AUGUAUGAAUCAUAUCGCCCUCAUCCGCUUCUCGCUCAGGUCCCCUUGACGGUCUCCCCGUUUAUCAAUCUUCCCACCUCGGUCACUCUUCCUUACACCUAUAAAUCAGUACCCUCGACUCUUCCUCCCUCUGUCACGGUCGACCCCAGUCAUCCAACUGUCAAGGCCCGCUAUGUUGUUUCCACAAGCGGCGAGCACGCUGCGCACCCAGAAGAGAUCUUGGCGUCGUGCAAGUCACUGGAAGAACACCUGAACAAGGCGAGGAUUGACGCGGAGAAUGCGAUCAAGAAAUUCGAAGAAGCGAUCACUCAGCGGGAUCUUGCCGAAAAGAGGCGCGUUGCGCCUGGCUGGCUCGAUCGCGAUGAGAAACUGCUUCGGCCAAGUAGUUUGGUAUCGGUCCCGGCCUCGAAAGGCCACCAGGAAUCAAAUCAGAGCUUGUUGGAUAGUCCCCCAACGCAACAGGGCACGUCUGGGCCUCCGCCCCUAGUGCCUCGCGAUGAAGGCGCCGAAUUGGACAGAGCGUUUGGUGGGAUGAGCAUGAAAUAG
Messenger RNA from Aspergillus clavatus NRRL 1, 546 nucleotides. RefSeq lists its product as uncharacterized. NCBI's taxonomy places the organism in Eukaryota, Fungi, Ascomycota, Eurotiomycetes, Eurotiales, Aspergillaceae. The coding region runs from base 1 to 546 and encodes 181 amino acids. The record is from RefSeq and is a predicted model, not a curated record. The transcript has 2 exons.